This is a messenger RNA of Anoplopoma fimbria (sablefish), 4694 nucleotides long. RefSeq names its product leucine rich repeat containing 8 VRAC subunit Db (gene lrrc8db). Lineage: Eukaryota; Metazoa; Chordata; Actinopteri; Perciformes; Anoplopomatidae. Gene Ontology annotation, molecular function: protein binding. The coding region runs from base 335 to 2884 and encodes 849 amino acids. The record is from RefSeq and is a predicted model, not a curated record. The transcript has 2 exons.
CACUGUCAAUCCGUGCAAGGGUUUUGGAAACGCUGCAUCCUGUGCAUCAGCAAUAACAACAACAACAACAAGGAGAUAUUCAUCCUGCACAUUGAUGGUCACUGGGAAACGUACCGACGAGCAGCAAACCUCAAGCCGGGUGCAGCUCCAGCAGCUGGAGGCAGAGGACCAGACCAUCUGAGGCGGACUGGGGGUCGGUAGUCGGCUAAGCUGCUUACAGCCCGGCCAGCAGGCCCACGGUUGAACUGCUGCAGAGAAUGGACGGCUUCAUAUAAAAGGAGGUGUUGUUCUGUACUGCCUGCAUCGACAUAACUGGACCAGAACCCCUGAAGGAAUGUUCACCCUCACAGAAGUAGCCUCUCUGAAUGACAUCCAGCCGACUUAUCGAAUACUGAAACCAUGGUGGGAUGUCUUCAUGGAUUAUCUCGGUAUUGUCAUGCUGAUGUUAGCCAUAUUUUCUGGAACAAUGCAGUUAACUAAAGACCAAGUGGUUUGUCUUCCCAUUCUGGAGCAAACUCCGGAGGGGUCUGGGGGCUUCUUAGAACCCCAACCCCCAGCUGAAAGUUUAUGGAACAAAGAAAGCGCCAUUGGAGAGCAAGCUGCUCCUUUAAUGGCUAAAAGGCCUCCCGAUAGCAUCGGCCCUACAAUUCCCUUCUCACAGUCGGGUACUUUUGGGCAGCCUCAGCCUACAGGCGUCAGGACCAAGCUGGAUUUUCAGCAGUAUGUUUUCGUCAACCAGAUGUGCUACCAUGUUGCCCUCCCGUGGUAUUCCAAAUAUUUCCCAUACCUCGCUCUAAUCCACACUAUUGUAUUAAUGGUCAGUAGUAACUUCUGGUUCAAGUACCCAAAGACAAGUUCCAAAAUAGAACAUUUUGUUUCCAUUCUGGGAAAGUGUUUCGAAUCACCCUGGACUACCAAAGCUCUGUCCGAGACAGCGUGCGAGGACUCGGAGGAGAACAAGCAGAGACUGGCUGGUGCCUCGUCCCUCCUGAAGCAUUUGUCCACAUGCAGCGAGGAGGGGAGUCCAAACCAGUCUGCCCCAAUGCUGACAAAAUCCGGGGUCACGUUUUCUGCUGAGAAGCUCGUGAGCGAAGUUCCCGCCAUGACCAUACUGGACAAGAAGGAUGGCGAGCAAGCAAAAGCCCUGUUUGAAAAAGUUAGGAAGUUCCGUGCCCACGUUGAAGACAGUGACUUGAUUUACAGGCUGUAUGCCAUGCAGACAGUCAUCAAAACAGUCAAAUUCAUUUUGAUCCUGUGCUACACGAUGACUUUUGUUGCCUCCAUAGAUUUUGACCAUGUGUGUGAACCUGAAAUAAAGCAUUUGACUGGCUACACCAAGUUCCAUUGCACGCACAACAUGGCAUUCAUGAUAAAGAAACUCCUUGUUAGUUAUAUUGCUCUCAUAUGCGUUUAUGGCGUAAUCUGUAUAUACACGCUGUUCUGGCUUUUUCGGAGACCUCUUAAGGAGUAUUCCUUUGAAAAAGUCAGAGAGGAGAGCAGCUUCAGUGACAUUCCAGAUGUAAAGAAUGACUUUGCGUUCCUCCUCCACAUGGUCGAUCAGUACGACCAGCUGUAUUCAAAGCGGUUCGGGGUGUUUCUCUCUGAGGUGAGUGAGAACAAACUUCGGGAGAUCAGCCUGAACCACGAGUGGACCUUUGAGAAGUUGCGGCAGCAUGUGACACGCAAUCCUCAAGAGAAGUUGGAGCUCCACCUUUUUAUGCUCUCCGGAGUGCCGGAUGCUGUGUUUGAUAUCACUGAUCUGGAAAUCCUUAAAUUAGAAUUAAUCCCAGAGGCCAGAAUAACGGCUAAAAUCUCACAAAUGAUAAACCUCCAGGAGCUGCACUUCUAUCACUGUCCAGCCAAAGUUGAACAGACUGCUUUCAUUUUUCUUCGUGAUCACCUCCGGUGCCUUCAUGUCAAAUUUACAGAUGUCGCUGAGAUUCCUAGCUGGGUAUACUUGUUGAAGAAUCUAAGGGAACUGUACUUGGUUGGUAACCUGAACUCUGAAAACAACAAAAUGAUCGGACUCGAGUCUCUGCGAGACCUCAGGCACUUGAAAAUUCUGCACCUCAAAAGCAACCUCACAAAGAUCCCGACAAACAUAACGGAUCUGUCUCCGCAUCUCAUCAAGUUGGUCAUUCAUAACGAUGGGACAAAGCUCUUAGUUCUGAAUAGUUUGAAGAAAUUAAUGAAUCUCGCCGAACUGGAGCUCCUCAACUGUGAGCUUGAGCGAAUCCCCCACGCUAUUUUCAGUUUGAACAACCUUCAGGAACUGGAUCUGAAAUCCAACAACAUUCGUACCAUAGAGGAGAUCAUCAGCUUCCAGCACCUCAAGAGACUGACGUGCCUCAAACUUUGGCACAACAAGAUCAUCACCAUUCCAUUGUCUAUUAGCCAUGUCAAAAACCUUGAGUCGCUCUACCUCUCACACAACAAGCUUGAGUCUCUACCCUCAUCGUUGUUCACCCUUCCCAAGUUAAGGUACCUCGAUGUUAGCCACAACUCCAUAGUGUCAAUACCGCCGGAGGCUGGCUUUCUGCAGAACCUCCAACAUUUCGCCAUUACAGGCAACAAAGUCGAGGUAGUUCCAAAGCAACUGUUCAAGUGCAACAAACUGAGGACCUUAUGUCUCGGCCACAACUGUAUCUCCUCCAUUCCAGAGAAAAUUGGCCAACUUUCGCAGCUGACACACCUGGAACUGAAGGGAAACUGUCUGGAUCGUCUCCCGGCUCAGAUCGGUCAGUGCAGCCUCCUGCGAAGGGGCUGCCUGAUAUUGGAGGAUCAUCUCUUUGACUCGCUCCCAAUGGAGGUCAAGGAGAGCAUCAAUCAGGAAUCUAGUGUUUCUUUUCCAAACGGUUGCAAGUGUCUGAGUGAUGGACGGUAGUCACACCCGACGUGGCAUUUCAUUUUAGGGGUAAAGAAGUGUUGUUGUUUUGUUUUUUUUUAUCUGACAUUAGAAAAAGUUGUUCAGGUUACUGUAUUGGUACGCUUCAUGAUGUUUUAGCAACUUAUUAAAUGAACAAACCACAGCACAUACAAGGACGGUACCACUGCAGACGUUUUAGAUGAACUCCAGGAAUGAUCAUUGCUUGUGUCAUGUCUAUUUAUAUUCAUAUUCCUUUUUCAGUUAAUGUAGUAGCAGUUAAAUCACUCUGCUUAUAUUUUGUACCUUUCUUAUGCAAAAAUAUCUACUGUGGAUCCCUUGACAUUCGUAUCAUUUUGAAACAAUUCCCCUUUUUAACAUUGUGAUUUAGUUUUAAUAUCCUCACAUGAACUACAUAGGCCUAAACUUGAUUGACCUCAACUAAGGGGCCCGGUUCUCUCAAAUUACAAAAAAAUCUCACUCUCAUUUUAUGGUAUCUAGCGCUGCAAUAGAAUAUUAUAUUUCACAAAAAAUGAACAGUGACAUUUCUUUCCAGUAACAGUGUCCCAAUUACCCUGAAUAGGACCUUGCAGUUUUUAUUACACCAACAUUAUAGCAAAGAAGUAUUCUUAGGGAAAGUUGUUUACAGCAAGAGUAUCCAGAGUGACGGGGACAUUGCUUCUGACAGGAGAUGUGGCUGUAUAAACAUUCCAUUCCCCUCUAAUUAUGUUGGGAUGGAGGAGGAAAUAUCAGGUAUGGAUAUCUCAAAACUUGGAACAAUUUAAACUCUAACUAUCCAGAUGGAUAGAGUAUAAUAAGUUAGCAAAUAUGUUUUGUUUUUUUUGUUAUUUGGGUGAACUGACCCUUUUAGAGAAAAAAUAAAUAAAUUCAAGGUCCAUUUGCCAGCUUCUCCCGUAUGGUCGUAUACAGGCGAACUGACAACUGAUCAAACUCUCUCCGCUGAAGAAGACAGCAAAAAGGGUUUUGAAAGCUCCAGAAAAAGAUAGAACCUUGAGUUGAGAUUAAAACUACUACUACAGUACUGUUUCCAGGGUGAAGACUGACUCUUUUACUCUACCACUACAGUAUAGACCACAAACAGUGACAUAUGCUGCACAAACGAAGAGAAGGACUUUUUAGGUAUAACCUAGUAUCAUGAUCCUCAUGCAUUCCAAUUUGAAUAUACUUGUAAUAUAUUUAACGCACCAUCUGAUCCUUUUCUCUACUUGUUGAAAUGUCUUGUUUCGCUCCAUUAUUUCAGAUAAAGUUGAUUUAAAUUUUUUUCAAAGGAGUAGACAAUAGAUUGUUUCCUGUCUUGUGUACAGCCAAACCUCAAUGACGUUUUUCCAUUAUUUGUACUUUUGCUAAUGUUUAAGGGGAGACACCCCAGGUGAAUAGGUAAAACAUUUUCACUUAUUGAUACGGCCAUGAAACUCCCCCAGCUGAUAUUUUUUUGUAUUACAAGUUUUUUAAAAUGUUAUGUUUAAAUAUGCAAAUUAGGCAUUAUCUUAUGGUAUCGUUGUAUGAGUUUAGGAGAAAUCUACAGAUACAAAUAAAAAAAGUAGUAAAAUAAAUACCUACAUGUGUACUUGGUAUGUUUUUCUUUAUUCUUGUCUGACAAAAAGACAUGUUAAAGAAUCCAUAUAACCCAAAAUCUUACAAUUGAGUAGUGCAUGAAAAAAAUGUUUUUGCCUGGGCUGUCUCGCUUUAAUUACGUUUCAUUCUUGUAAACAGUGUAUUUAACAUGCAUUAUGUGUGUUCUUUGUAUGUGUUUAUGAUCUCAUUGUCUAUUAUCUGUUAUUCUCUCUGCACAGCACUUUGUAAACCUGGU